UUUGUAAAAGUAUGAGUAACUACAGAGAAAAAAAUUCGAAAGGACCAGUUUGAUUAGAGAGGACCCACGUGCACGGCAAAACCCACAUUUAUUCUGGUUCAGAAAACAGUACACAAAUUUCCAGGUCAGAAUCCCACAAAGAGGUCAGCCGUUUAGUAACGGGUCCACAGCAAUGCAGGCCGACUUCCGCGCUCCCCGGCGGCGCGCGCGUGUUUACGAAGAACUGGAGGCUCCGCUGCCGGUCAUCCGUAGUGCCGGGGAGAAGUGCGUGUACCGGGCUGAGCUCAUCAACCAGCACGUGCUUGUCUGCCACCCCGACCAUGUCAGGAAGAUACACAACCAGGGUUAUUUUGGAAAAGGCAUCUUGUCCAGAGCCAGACCAGAUCACAGCAUUUCAGAAAAAUGGGAGGAUUUCGAAGAUUUGUACCUUCCCGUUGUCUCUCAGGCCAGGUAUGAGGAACUACUUGGAUGGGCAAAGGCAAGUCUGUGUGCUCAGGGAAUGUCUGCAGAGGCUGUGGAUCAAAUAUUUCACAAACUAACGCAGAAAUUGGAGAUAGAGGAUGUGAAGAGUGAACUGAGGGAGGCUGAGGGGGCAAAGACUGAGGAUGGAGUUUGUGACAACACAAAAAGUCUGGGAAGGGAAUCUGAGGCGGAGCCUGAGGCCAAGAGACCAUGCAGGUCGGACAUACAGGACCUAAACUUUGACCAGAACUCUGAACCCAGUUUUGACUCCGAUCAAGACUCUGAACCAGAUCUUGGCUUUCAGGUUCCAGGUCCUGGUUUUGUGCUGGUAGUCUCUGAGAACCAGAAUGAAGGUGGGGUUAGAGAAGUGAAGCGGAGCCCAUUGUCUCUAACUGAGUACCUGCAGCUCAGCCUGGAGGAGGCCUUCUUCCUUGUCUACAGCUUGGGCUGCUUAUCUGUGUACCUGGACCAGGAGCCACAGUCAGUCAUUCAGCUGUGGCGAAGGUUUAGGUCUCUACGUCCGGACUUCACCAGCUCUUACGCUGCAUAUCAUCAUUUCCGAAGCAGGGGCUGGGUCCCCAAAGGAGGCAGCGGGGCCAAAUAUGGUGUGGACUUCAUGCUUUACAGGAAGGGACCCCCUUUCUACCACGCCAGUUACUCUGUGGUUGUAGAACAAACUGAUGAUGAGUUCAGGGGCUCAACUCUGCGUCCGUUUUCAUGGCGUUCUUUUGCUGCCCUUAGCAGAAUUACCGCCAGUGUCUCCAAGGAGCUGAUGCUGUGUUACAUCGUGUAUCCUGGUGAGCUACUGAAGGAGGAGCUUGAUUCACCUGUUUGCCUGAGCAAGCUGAAGGUUCAGGAAGUCAUCAUUAGCAGGUGGGUUUCCUCCAAGGAGCGAGCCGAGCAAGAUGACGACUGAUUCAAAUGAAUUCGCAAAGAACAGUUUGGAGCCAAUCAGGGACGUGGAUCAUAUUGAGCUCAUGAACUUUCUCGUGUGUGGAGUAUAUAGAAUAUGCCUUCUUCCUCAAACAGGAGUGGGAAGAAAAACAAGGAGAGAAAUGUAGAAAAAAUCUUAUUUCCUUUCAAAUAUGAUCAGAGCAACUAUGACAAACUACAGAGAACGGAAAUCAUCUUUCAUCAAAUGAGGACUUAAAGGUUAGUAAGCCUGACAGCUUGAACACAAAGAAAUAUGACCACUCUCCUUUAGAAAAGGACAGACUGAAGGAUGCUCCUCUCUGUAUUGUAGUGUAAGUUUAAAAUGAAGCAGAACAACCAUGACUUUAAAAUCUAACUCUUCUGAACAGUCUUCCUUCUCAAAUAUGCUGUUUUCAAUCUAACAUGGCUUCACAUCUCUUAAAUAGUGUGUACCUUUGUAAAUACUGUAAAAAAAAACGAUUUUUAUUUUUGCUGAAUUCCUGCAACCAAAAAAAGAAAUGUAAAAUAUAAAUAUUAUUUC
Molecule: messenger RNA, 1915 nt
Organism: Oryzias latipes (Japanese medaka)
Lineage: Eukaryota; Metazoa; Chordata; Actinopteri; Beloniformes; Adrianichthyidae
Gene: tsen2
Product: TSEN2 tRNA splicing endonuclease subunit
Biological process (GO): tRNA splicing, via endonucleolytic cleavage and ligation; tRNA-type intron splice site recognition and cleavage
Cellular component (GO): tRNA-intron endonuclease complex; cytoplasm
Molecular function (GO): nucleic acid binding; tRNA-intron lyase activity
Source: RefSeq, a predicted model, not a curated record